Chrysemys picta bellii (western painted turtle) is the source of this 1066-nucleotide messenger RNA. The record is from RefSeq and is a predicted model, not a curated record. Lineage: Eukaryota; Metazoa; Chordata; Testudines; Emydidae.
GAGGAUUUCACACAGGAAGGGCCAAGGUCUCACCAGCUUCCCCAAAUGAGCGCGUGGCAGGGGGGGGCAGAGCCAGUGGGGCCGGAGUCCCCUUCGCUGGGGCCAUGCGCCGGGAGCUGCUGCUGCUGCUGCCCCUGGUGGGGGCGGCUGCCCAUGAUCCCCGGUACCAGAUAACCCAGCCUGUGUCCCUGUCGGCGCCGGCCGGGGGCUCCGUCACCCUGCCCUGCACCUUCACCUACCCCCGCGAGAUCGAGCCACUGCAGGACCUCCGGGUUUACUGGAGACGGGGGGGAUUCAAUGGCGAGUUUAUCUACAAUCACACCGAGAGAUUCACCCACCCGGAUUACGGGGGCCGCAUCGUUCUGGUCGGGGACCCGUGGGGGAGCCGAACGGCCUCGAUCCGCAUCGACCGGCUGCGGGAGUCGGACGCCAGCGAGUACGUCUGCCACGUCAGGGUGCAGAAGAACAAUGGCAAAUGGGAGCAAUGGCGCAGUAACCUUGGGACCAACCUCACGGUGACAGCUCCCAGACUCACGGACAGCACGUGGCACCCAGAAAUGGUCACAACUGGUGCAGCGGAUGCGGGGAGAAUCGACCCCCAGCGCAUCGACACCGUUCACCUCGUCCUCAUCGGCCUCGUCCUGGUGCUUUCCAAGGCCGGCAUCUGUGGCCUGGUCUUUGCCCUGGGCCGGCGGCUGGGCUGGGAUCACGGCCCAGAGAGCGUCACCGAGCAGGUGUCAGGGAGCGACGCACUGUCAGCGUCACGAUUUGAACUCACCUCCCUGGCACUGCGCUCUCCGCCAGGCAUCCCCGGGGAAUGACACCGUCCAGCAGCAGUAGAAGGCUGUUAUCCUGCAGCGAAACACCCACUAGCCAGAGCAGAGAGGGAUGGAUAGGGGAGAGGGUGGGGAUAGAUAGAUAGAUGGAUGGGGUGGAUGGGGAUAGAUAGCAGGGAGGUGACCCCCUGGCACACCAAUAUUCACCACUGUCAUGUAAUGAGGAUCUGUUUGUACAAAGUCUGCCUUGUGAGGUAUCAUUCUAAAAGUCUUGAUCUGCUCGACAGUAA